Molecule: messenger RNA, 2071 nt
Organism: Salarias fasciatus (jewelled blenny)
Lineage: Eukaryota; Metazoa; Chordata; Actinopteri; Blenniiformes; Blenniidae
Gene: vps33b
Product: VPS33B late endosome and lysosome associated
Exons: 24
Coding region: 87-1937 (616 amino acids)
Biological process (GO): vesicle-mediated transport
Source: RefSeq, a predicted model, not a curated record
UUAUGGCAAAUUUGGAUCCGAUUAUGUAGCUACGGAAGGAAGCAGAUGACCACACAAACGAGCCGAUUUCAUUCUCAUUUAUUAACAUGGCUUACAGCGCCCGGAAAGACUCCCCGGAGCUCCCUGACUUCUCCCUGCUGAAGAGGCUUGUGAGAGAUCAGCUCAUCUACCUGCUGGAGCAGCUACCCGGGAAGAAAGACCUCUUCAUCGAGGCAGACCUGAUGAGCCCACUCGAUCGUAUUGCUAAUGUGUCAACUCUAAAGCAACAUGAUGUUGACAAACUUUACAAAGUGGAACACAAAGCCAUCGUCAGCACUUCAGAUCAGCUUUGCUUUCUGAUACGGCCAAGAAUACAGACAGUGAAGUGGAUAUGUGAUGUUGUGAAUGCAGACAAGGCUGUAGGGAAACUUAGAAGAUACAAGAUCAUUUUUACCCCUCAGAAGUUCUACGCAUGUGAGGCUGUGUUGGAGGAGCAGGGGAUCUUUGGAGAUGUGACCACAGACGAAUGGGCUUUCUACCUCCUUCCACUUGACGAGGAUAUCGUCAGUAUGGAGCUGCCAGAAUUCUUUCGAGACAACUUUCUGGCAGGAGACCAGCGCUGGGUGAGCACAGCUGGGAGCGCUCUGCACCUCCUUCACACCCUUUACGGCCCAUUUACAAAAGUCUAUGGCAUCGGACGCUGUUCUAAGAUGGCGUACGAGUCCUGGAGGGAACUGUUGGAAGACAGUGAACAAAAACCUCGACAAGCUGAGAUAGGAAAUGUUUUUCUUAUCGACAGAGAUGUUGACUUUGUCACUCCUCUGUGCUCGCAAGUUGUCUACGAAGGACUCGUGGAUGAUAUAUUUCGAAUCAAAUGUGGAUGUGUGGAGUUCAGCCCCGACGUCACCUCGUCAGACAAAAGUGUGAAAGUCAUGCUGAACUCACAGGACAAGGUCUUCAAUGAAAUCAGGAACGAGCAUUUCUCCAACGUCUUCGGCUUUCUCAGUCAGAAAGCCAGGAAUCUUCAGACUGCGUAUGAUAAGCGCCGGGGGAUGGACAUAAAGCAGAUGAAGGCGUUUGUGUCGGACGAGCUGAAAGGGUUAAAGCAGGAACACCGGCUCCUCAGCCUCCACAUCGGUGCCAGUGAAUCUAUAAUGAAGAAGAAAACGAAGCAAGACUUUCAGGAGCUGUUGAAGACAGAACACUCUUUACUUGAAGGAUUUGACAUCCGUGAAUGUAUUUCUUACAUAGAGGAGCACAUCAACAGACAGGUCUCCAUGAUAGAAGGCCUGAGACUGCUUUGUCUUCUGUCCAUCACAGAAAACGGACUACUGCCAAAAGACUACCGGUCAUUAAAAGCUCAGUAUCUUCAGAGCUAUGGGGUGGAACACCUGCUCACGUUUCACAACCUGAAACAGCUGGGGCUGCUGGUGGAGCAGCAGCCGGGCGAGACGCUCACAGCUAUGGAGAGCAAAGUCGGCAAACUGGUCAACGACAAAACAGCAGGGAAGCUGACUGAUGCCUUUUCUUCACUGGCAAAGAAAAGCAACUUCAGAGCCUUGAGCCGAAAGCUAAACCUGGUGCCCAAGUCAGAUGAAGAGUAUGACCUGCGUGUCCCACGAGACAUGGCCUACAUCUUCAGUGGCGCCUACAUCCCGCUGAGCUGCAAGCUGAUUGAGCAGGUGUUGGAGCGAAAUGGCUGGACCGGGCUUGAAGAAGUCGCUCGGCUGCUAAAUGGACACGAAUUUGCUGUUACAGGCAACAGUGGUGCUGAUUCGAAGACAAAGAACGACGCUCAGCGCAUCAUUUUGGUUAUGUUCCUUGGAGGAUGCACCUUCUCUGAGAUUUCAGCGCUUCGUUUCCUCGGCAAAGAGAAAGGUUGUAAGUUCAUUGUGGUAACAACUGCCAUUACAAACAGCUCCAGACUUAUGGAAUCUUUGCUGGGUAACACUUUAUGAACCCCGUCAGCACACCGUCUGAAGGAAACCUGAUACAUUCCUGCUGCAUUCACUCCAACGAUGGAGAAAUAUUUGCUUCUGGCCUGUUUAUGAGAGCAAAAGAACUGUAAACAUGUAUAAAGUGAAUAAAUGUC